Messenger RNA from Effrenium voratum, 3102 nucleotides. The record is from the annotation of a GenBank genome assembly. Lineage: Eukaryota; Dinophyceae; Suessiales; Symbiodiniaceae.
AUGAAGUCCCAGCACUCCGCGCUGAUCACCCAGGAUGGGCGACUGCUGACUUUCGGCACUGGGUGGUUUGGUCGCCUGGGCAACGGCGAGAUGCAGAAUGAGUACGUGCCGGCGCUUGUGCCCAUGUCCGUUCUGGUGAAGGAGGUGCACUGCGCCACUUACCACACCUGCAUCGUGGAUCAGGUGGACCGCUUGUGGGUUUGCGGCCGCGAUUUCUUGGUCUGCAGGGAGUCCCACAACCAUGCGCUUUCGCCGGUGCUCUUCGAGCCCUUCAAUCAGCCCGGCGAGGUGAGGUGCGUGAAAUCGCUGGCCACUUGUGAGCAGCACACGCUAGUGGCGGCAUACCUCCCGCGGCGAUCCUCAGCAUCCCUCAGCACCACCACGCCAUUGGCGGCUGCGCCGUCUUGGGCGGCGACUCGGCUGCCGAAUCGGUCGCCGGCAGAAGGUGCCGCCCGCGUCGCUUCCCGCGCCCGGCGUCCGGGGCGGGGCGAUGCCGGCCGCACGGCCGGGGCCGCCCUGGCCGCGGCCUCGGCGGGCGCCUUCGCCCGGCCCGGCCGUGGGAGACGCGGCGAAAGGAGGGCGAAAACCGCGCGGCGGGCGGAGGAGAUGGAGCUGGACGAUGUGCCCUUGGAGCUGGGAGCGGAGGUGUUGACCGAGCCUCAGGAGCUGAGCUUCAUGAUCGAAGAGAUCCCGUCCAGGUCCAGCUCCUCGCUGAUCAUCCACCACCGCCUGGGCUCUGAGUCCCAGUACCAGGCGGUGCUGAAGCUGGUGGAGGAGUACCUGCCGAAGUUCGACGUCUACAACUCGGCGGCGGCCUUGCACAAGUGCGCCAUCAACGCGCGUGAUGACGAGCUCGCAGCCAGGCAGAUCCAGUCGGACCCCAACUUUGCGCGCCUGUUCACGGCUGCCAAGAAGCAGACGCUGGCUCGCGUGAGCGAUUUGGAAGCAACGACUUUGACGACUGUCCUUUGGGCUUGCGCCCGGCUGAAUAUUUUCGACAGCGAGCUAACUACUGCCAUUGCCGCUGAUGCAACCACUCGCAUGAACCAUUACUCUCCGAUGUCCAUCGGGCUGCUGAUGUUCUCCAUGGGCUACUCCGGAACUCGGCCGAAGCCUAGCCUCAUGAAGGCCCUGAUCGCAGAGCUGCAGGGCCGCCCGGACUUCGAUACCAACUCCUUGGUGCUGAUCGUCUACGCCUGCAUGCGCCUGGGCAUCCGGGACCGAAGGAUCAUGGAGGAGAUCGGAAAGCACAUCGAGGAGACGCAGCUGUCAGACUGCCAGCCAUUGAACCUGGCGUGUUUGUGCUACACCUAUGGGAAGUUGGAGUACUGGGAGCGGAAGGCCGUGUCAGCCCUGGCCCGACAGCUCACGCAGGUCAUGGAGGACUUCAGCCCCCGGAUGCUCUGCAUGAGCGCCAUGGGCCUGGCGCAGGCGGCCGGGCAGCUGGAGGACGUGGACGACGCCCUGGACCGGAUGAAGCUGCUGGUGGAGGACCGCAUGGCGGACUUGACGCACCGGGAGGUCUCCACCCUGGCCUUCGCCUUCGGCAAGUACGCGCUGCUGGCGCGGGAGCGCAAGGCCGCCAUCGAGGGCCGGCGCCUGGAGCGGAAGAAGCUCUCCGUGGAUGAGAACACCACCAUGGAGAUAGAUCCUUUUGUGAAGGCCUUGAAGGAUGAGGUGAUUCGGAGGGAUCACGAGAGCUGGACGAUGACCGAGCUGAACUUGAUCGUCUACGCCCUGAUGCGGAUGGAACACCGGGACGAGGACUUUCUGGAGAUCUCGGCGCUGGUGUUCCAGAAGGGCGCGGCGGAGCUGAUGCUCGUGGAGAUCCUCAACAUCCUCUACAGCUACGGGCGCCUGGAUUUCCUGAACGUGUCGCUGGUGGAGCGGCUCCUGCAGGAGCUGGAGCGGCGCAACGAGUACGACAGCUUCGAGCCCUCACACUGGGCCACGCUGGCCUAUUCCCUGGCCAUCAACCAGGUCCGGCAUGAGCCGCUGAUGGACCGCAUUGCGCUGCACUUCUGCGAGCACAUCCGGGAGUAUGAGGAUCAGAGCUUGCAGAUGACCCUCUACGGCCUGGCGGUUCUGAAUUGCCGGAACCACGGGGAGGUGGUGGCAUCAGCUGCCGCGGAGGAGCUCGCCCGCCGGGACCUCACCAACUCGACUUUGCCCCAAGGGAUCUUCGCCGUGGCCCUGCUGGCCGGGCCCUCCGCCAGCCUCCACGUCAUGAGCCUCAUGUUCCGCCCGGGCUUUUGGGACCGGGACUUUGCGGAGUUGGGCUACACCAUGCUGUACCAUCUCAUGGCAUCCUGGCAGGCCGAGCUGAAGUUGCCGGUGCAGGAGCUGGUGGGGCAUACCGUGUGCCGGCGCUGCUACGAGGAGGCAACGGCCACGUAUAUGGGCGAGCAGCACCGGCGCUUGUCCGACCGCUUGCGCAUCCAGCAGAUCCCGCACCAGGCGAAUUGCAUGGUGUCGGCGCUGGACGGCUUCGCUGAGGCAGGGGUGCGGGGGGACAUCUGCAUCCCCAAGAUCAAGCUCAUCAUCGAGGUGGAGGGUCCCCAGAGGAACACCGUACCCUUGGAGCUGCUCAUGGACAAGCUGCGCGAGGUGGGCUCCAAGCUGAACGGAGGAGACCGAGGGGAGGUGCUGUCGCAGGCCCGGGAGCACGUGGAGUGCGGCCUUAGCGGCUCCGCCGCCUUCAAGCGGCGCCUGCUGCGGAGCUGCGGCUGGCGGGUGGUCACCGUCUCCUUCGAUGAGAGUGAAGAGUAUAUUGCAGACGCCCUGAAGAAGAUGAUCAAGAAGGGCCCCGGAGAAGAUGAGGAAGUGCCUGAAGCCUUCCCAGAUGCCUCGGCCUAUGACUCGAUUCAAGAUUUCGACCCGGCGCUGGUGAAGCCGAAUGAGAACGACAUCUCCGACUUCGAGCUGAAGUUGCGGGAGAGGCACGCAGAGGCCAUGGAAAAGCUUCAGCUGAGAUUGCUGGAGGAGCGGGAAAACGUGGCGAGUGCGUCAAAGUACUCGGACUACCUGCAGUUUCGCCAGUGGCAGGUGCAGCUCGAAAAGGAGAUCCUAAAAGAGAUGGUGGAGGGCCUUGCGGAGGCGUGA